This is a messenger RNA of Papaver somniferum (opium poppy), 909 nucleotides long. RefSeq lists its product as uncharacterized. NCBI's taxonomy places the organism in Eukaryota, Viridiplantae, Streptophyta, Magnoliopsida, Ranunculales, Papaveraceae. The transcript has 2 exons. The record is from RefSeq and is a predicted model, not a curated record. The coding region runs from base 211 to 798 and encodes 195 amino acids.
UCUACUUUUAAACUCAAAACAAUUCAUCUGUUUCUCUCCUUUUUCUUCACUUCUUGAGCACUUUCCUUUCUCUGCACCUUCUUAGACUUAUUACAUUCCCUCUCUCAGAAACCCUAACAAUCAAACAGAGGGUUCAGCUCAGGUCAUCUCAUACAUUGAAGAUUUGGACUUCAUACGUCAUUUCUAAGAAGAUACGUCACAGAUUCAGCAAUGGGAGAUCAUUCUGAAUCUUAUCCAAGAGACUACACUGAGAGACAACAGACAAGAACGACAUCAGAUUCGGCCUCAUAUUCAACAACAAGUGUUCAUGUAACAGCAUUAGAUGGUUUAGUAAACGUAAACUCGCUAUUCACAAUUGCAGUUUUUGUAGGUUUGUCGUUAACAACACCAGGUCAACAUAGUUUAGAGAACAAAGAUAUUUGUGAUGCUGGUAUUGACGUUGCUAAACGACUCUUGGUCUUUGAAGUGGUUUCGUUUAGUUUCUUUCUCUUUUCUAGCUUAAUUGCUCAAGGAUUAAAGCUUGCUAUUAAUCUUCUGAAUAGUAAAGAUGUUGAUGAAGCUUUACGUGCACACAUCAACAUAAAGGUCCUAAGGUUUGGAAUGUUGGGGUCAGCAGUCGGAUCAGUUAUGGGAUGCAUAUUUCUGAUGUUGUCAAUGGUGCAUGUUAUAGAAAUUAGGUUAGGGUUAUUGUCUUGUGGUAGUAAAGCUGCUGUUCGUGCUGUUGCCACUUUGACUACGUUGGUAUCAUCUGCACUUCUUGUCUACAUUACCACAGCUGUCUAUGCUUUUACUCAUUAGAUCAUAAUGUAUUUGUAUACACCUGAAUUUUCUGUAGUGUUGUACAUUGAUCAGUGAGUUCAGUUUUCUGUAUCUUUUGAUAAGUAUAAUAAUUCUUCUUAGAACUGACAA